AUGGUUAUUAACAUUAACAAAAACACAGAUAAAGAAACAAGAUGUGAUGCACUUGAGAGCGGAAAUGGUCGUGAAGAUGAUGAAAUCGAGGAAAAUUGUUCCAAAAACCAAGAAACCGCAAAAAAAUACUACUGGUGUUAUCUAGUGAGAGGUAAAAGGACAAAGUAUCCUCCAAAAAUAAACGAAGUGCUGGAAAGGAACUUCCAAAACCAAGCGCCGCAGACAAAGUGGGCUGAAUCUGGAAAAAUUUUUGUUGUCGAUUUCGGUAAAAUGAAGGAAACAGUUAUAAAAAUGACUAAAAAUAAAAAUAUGGAUGAUGGUGGAAAAGAGAAGAGAGAUAAUGAUGAGAAGGGAGAGGAUGAUGAGAAGGGAGAUGAUGAUGAGAAGGGAGUGGAUGAGGACGAUGAUGAAGAGGAGAUUGAUGUCGAAAGAGUCGCUGAAGAUGACGGCUGGGCAACAUUAAACAAAUCCAUCCAUGAAAAAAUCAUCAAAUUUGUUUCUAUCGACUGUCAGCAAUUGUACCAAGCCACGUAG
Messenger RNA from Helobdella robusta, 534 nucleotides. RefSeq lists its product as hypothetical. Bases 1 to 534 code for a protein of 177 amino acids. The record is from RefSeq and is a predicted model, not a curated record. The transcript is spliced from 2 exons. Lineage: Eukaryota; Metazoa; Annelida; Clitellata; Rhynchobdellida; Glossiphoniidae.